AAACGUUGUUCCAGCUUUUUCCACCAGAAUUCUCGCAUGCUCCAGAAGGCGAAUAUUCGCGAAUUAUCGAUUUAGUUCUCUAACGUUUCUUUUUCGUUCGACCGUUUACGAGGGGAUGAAAUCGACAUCCCCGAGUAGGACACGCAUUGUACUCUACCAGCUUGCUAUAGAAAUAAUAACGGAUUUAGUAUUUUCGUAUUUUCCUCACUUAAGAACUGGAAAAAUGGCUCUUCUACCCCUAUGGUCUGGUGUCGAUUUACUAGGACGCCAUGGAGGAUCGCGCUGGAGUCUUCCGGAUGAUCUUCAUGAAUGGCCUACGAUCCUCCAAAGCGGUGCUGCUAAUCAGUUAAGAGAUUUGAGAACUCAACUAACCCAUCUGGACAGAAGCUCUUCCUUAACAAUCGACAAAGAACAUUUUCAAGCAAAUAUUGAUGUGCAGCAGUUUCGACCUGAUGAGAUAUCAGUAAGACUGCUUGAUGAUCAUAGUGUUAAAGUUGAGGCCAAACAUGAAGAACAGCAGGACGAUCACGGGUUUAUUUCGAGACAUUUUGUACGUCGCUAUCUUCUCCCAAAAGACUGCGAUCCAACGAAACUAAAAUCCAAGCUUUCGGCUGAUGGAAUUUUGGUCAUAACAGCUCCGAAAAAGCAGGAGGAUGAUGCUAUUGAGGGCCAGGAGAUUCCGAUUUCACACGUUAGGCCAUUUAUUAGUAGGCCUCAUCUGUGGCCCAGCCAUUACGGUGAUAGAAAAAGGAAAUUGAGUUCCUCAAACUGAAUACAGUAUAAUUCCAAACACCGGCAAAAUAUUGGCAGGAAUUUGCAGAAAAAUUGUCGGUUUUUUUUACUAUUUUAAAAUAUCUUAGGAUUCUAGGAAUGGUAGCACUUGGAAAAUAAAAUAUUUAAAGGAAUAUGAAAUAUGUCGUUCUUUUUACGAUUGCAAAUAUCGCAAAUGCCAAACGGUGAAUAUUUCGUGCAAACUUGAUCGAAAUUUUACAUGUAGAUAGUAUUUGGAAAAGAAGCACAAUAAUGAGAAUUUUCUGGUAUUAAAUUACUAAUUAUUUUAAUUGUAUGUCAAUUACUAUAUUGCAGCCUAAAACCUUUUUAAUAUUCGAUUUUCUGUAAACUUAUUAAAGAUUUACUUGAUUAA
Molecule: messenger RNA, 1144 nt
Organism: Dendroctonus ponderosae (mountain pine beetle)
Lineage: Eukaryota; Metazoa; Arthropoda; Insecta; Coleoptera; Curculionidae
Product: alpha-crystallin A chain
Exons: 4
Coding region: 116-772 (218 amino acids)
Biological process (GO): protein refolding; response to heat
Molecular function (GO): protein folding chaperone
Source: RefSeq, a predicted model, not a curated record